GCUCACACACUCAGGCACUGCCAGUCUCUCCGCACCCGACAUGGCGAAGAACCGGCACAGUUUAUAGAGGGAGACGAGCAAGGCCAGACGUGCCCAGGGCAGAAAUGCUUUGGAUACUUCUCGCCUGUGUUGGGAGGAGCAGCUUAAAUCCUUGGCUCCAAAACCAGGUUGUUGCCAGCUCAGACUGAGACUUAAAUUCAAGUUGAUGUUUUGAUGCGACAGUGUCGCUUUUAAUCCUCUCUGAAUCCACUACGCCGGGACAGACAGAGGAAAGGGACGCUAUCUCACAGCGAAGGACAGUAAACAAGGCGACCCGAGUGGCACAGUACUGAAGGAGAGGCUCAGCACAGAACCAGCUGAGCAAACAGUGGAUGCCGCGGCCACAGCCACGCUCAGCCUGCACAGUCACAGGAGGGCUGCGCUCCUGGCCGCCCAGGAUGAGGCUGCUCUUCCCUGCCCUUGUGCUGGCCCUGCUCGCCGCCACCCAUGCUGAAGACUCCUGCUUGGGCCGCUGCGAUGAUGGCUUCGAUGCGCAGCACAAAUGCCAGUGUGACACCCUCUGCAUGUACUACCAGAGCUGCUGCAAUGACUACUCCACCGUCUGCAAAACCAAAGUGACCCGGGGAGAUGUGUUCGCCUUGCCAGAGGACGACUACCUCGACUACAACAUUGGCAGAGUAGAGCAAAAUGAGACAGCCGCCGAAGAACUGCCCACAUCCCUGUUGCCAGCACAGCCCACGCUGGAAAACAAGCCGGACCCUGAGGAGACACCGACAGAGGUGCCCGUGGAGGAAGCGCCCAGCACCACGCUGGAUGGGUUUGGGGAGCAGGUCCCCGUGGACGAGCCCGAGGAGCUGUGCAGCAGGAAACCUUUUGAUGCCUUCACUGACCUGAAGAACGGUUCUCUUUAUGCUUUCCGAGGGAAGUACUUCUAUGAGCUGGAUGAGACGAGCGUGCGGCCUGGCUACCCUAAGCUCAUCAGUGACAUCUGGGGCAUCGAGGGCCCCAUCGACGCAGCCUUCACCCGCAUCAACUGCCAGGGCAAGACUUACCUGUUCAAGGGCAGCCAGUACUGGCGCUUUGAUGAUGGAGUCCUGGACCCCGGGUACCCGCGCGACAUCUCUGAGGGCUUUGAAGGCAUCCCGAACAGCAUUGAUGCAGCCUUUGCGCUCCCUGCACACAGCUACCAUGGCAAUGAGAGAGUCUAUUUCUUCAAGGACAAGUACUACUGGUCCUAUGACUUCGCCAACCAGCCCACCCAGGCCGACUGCGAGAAGUCCUCCCCCUCGGCCGUGUUUGGCCACUACGCCUUCAUGAACCGCGACAGCUGGGAGGAUGUCUUCCAGAUCCUCUUUGGCAGCAGGAGAAGCGGGGCGAGCAGCCCGCGGUACAUCAGCAGAGACUGGCGGGGGGUGCCCAGCCGGCUGGAUGCUGCCAUGGCUGGCAGGAUCUACGUGGCCUCUCAGCAGCCUCGGAGGAGGAAGUCUCGCCGCCAGCGCAAGAGGUACAAGAGCCACCGGUCACUGAAUUUGGGUUUCUGGAGCUGGCUGCAAAAUGACUCUGACUCCAUGGGUGUUGAAAGCGACUGGCUGUCGGGCUCCCAGUGCGAGACCCUCCAGAGCGUCUACUUCUUUGUAGGAGACAAAUACUACCGCGUCAACCUGCGCACCAAGCGCGUGGACCUGGUGCAGCCCCGCUACCCGCGCUCCAUCGCCCAGUACUGGCUGGACUGCCCGCAGCUCAUGGAGAAGAGCACCUGAGAGGGGCCCUCCCGGAGCCACCCAGCAGCACAGCCCCUAGUUAGACAGAAGUAAACUGUGAGUGCUGUGCAGGCUGGAGAGCCCUGUCUGUCUGUCUGUCCAUCCAUCCUGUGGUCUGCGCAGUCCUUGUAGUCAGAGAUCCCUCUGCAAGGGCUGUGAUUGUCCCCCCAGGUAUAAUAACUGUGCGUGGGCUGUGCCAGAUCCCUGCUGCUGGCCCCGUCCACGGCAUGGCUCUGGCUGCAGCUGCUCAGAUCUGCUCCGCCAGCCA
This is a messenger RNA of Egretta garzetta (little egret), 2028 nucleotides long. RefSeq names its product vitronectin (gene VTN). NCBI's taxonomy places the organism in Eukaryota, Metazoa, Chordata, Aves, Pelecaniformes, Ardeidae. Bases 372 to 1760 code for a protein of 462 amino acids. The record is from RefSeq and is a predicted model, not a curated record. The transcript has 10 exons. Gene Ontology annotation, molecular function: scavenger receptor activity; polysaccharide binding; extracellular matrix binding. Gene Ontology annotation, biological process: cell-matrix adhesion; immune response; cell adhesion mediated by integrin.